This is a messenger RNA of Oncorhynchus tshawytscha (Chinook salmon), 3414 nucleotides long. RefSeq names its product pleckstrin homology domain-containing family M member 3-like. Lineage: Eukaryota; Metazoa; Chordata; Actinopteri; Salmoniformes; Salmonidae. The transcript is spliced from 9 exons. Bases 802 to 3033 code for a protein of 743 amino acids. The record is from RefSeq and is a predicted model, not a curated record.
GGCAGAACGACAGAUUUGUACCUUGUCAGUUCCAUGUUGUUUCCAUCCAUGUUGAGAUUAUAAUUACACCAGAAUUAUCAUGUUAGUAGUGCCAUACUAUUGUAUUAUUACUUAUGGAAUCAAUCAUAAAUCCCAUGUUAUUGCAGAAUUUUACAACUCUCUACAGUAAUUUCUCUGAACUGAUCUGGGGAAAAUGAAUGGUUGAGAAUCAGGACACCCUUUCUCCAGAAUGCAUGGCCAACUCACACAAGUUGCAAGAGACGGAACAUUUAACGAAGGAACUAUCAGUUCUAUCCGGUGAACGUUUCCUCUGACGGACCAGAAAAUGAUAUAUUUGUAAACAGAAUCAGUGAAGCCUCACAUUGUGCCCUUUUGAUGGCAUCAUCAUCAUCCAAUGUGGAGGAGGAGCAUUCUUCUUUGUUACACACAUCCUCAUGUGGAUUCAUGUGAGAGCUGACUCACACACACACAGAGAGAGAGCCAUCAGCCUGUGUAAGAAAAGCAGUGCCACCCCAAAACUGUGUCAUAAGAAUUUCUGGCAAAGGCCAGAGCUAUCAUAAACUCAAUAAGAGUGUCCGCCUCUAGCUAGUUGAUUAACAGAGCAGUGUUAACGAGGAAUUGUUUUCCUGGAAGAAGCCUCCUACCCUCGAGGAACACGGCUUCCCUCUGGGGCUCAGACUGCAGAUGCUUCAGCUGCGAGGUCCAGAGCCGCUUGGAUCGUCCCCUGCCCAGAGAACCACCCAGCCCAUAGAGUACCACCACCCCUAACAGCCACCACACGGGGCCAAACCGAGGAGCACCAUGGAGGAGGUAGAGGACAUUAGCCCUGCCCUGGAGGCCACCGAGGACUUCCUACACUGCCUGGACGGAGGUGGAGGCCAGGGAGGGGAGGGGGUCCGGCAGCCCAGGCAGCACCACCCCAAGCUGCAGGAGAUGUCUGUAGCCUUGGGGAAGCUGAGCUCUAGCGGGGUGUGGGGCCUGCUGGCUGGGGAGCAGGGGACCGAGGUAUCCCCGCGUAACGUGGCCUGGGCUGACCAGCCCUCGGCCUUCAGCGUGCUGGCUCUGAGGCAGGGGAAAAGGAGCCGUGCUCGUUCCACUAAUGACCUGGCCGCCCACACCAAGGACACCAACAACACCUCCUCUAACGCCGCCUUUAACAAAGGCCACAAUCGCUCACGGUCUGAUGUUAAUUACCGGCCGUCCUACAUGGACAAUGCUAACGGCCUGCCUGCUGUGGACAAGAAUACGCUGAAGAACAUGGCUCUCCACGACCAUAGAGAAGAAGGCCGUAAGGACAGCAGCGGUAGUGUGGUGAAACAGGGUACCCUGGAGCAUCGUGAGGGUCAGAAGGGUCGUUGGAGCGUCUGUCACGUAGAGCUUACCCCAUGUGAGCUGCGCGUCUACAGCCUGGACAGCAGCGGUAACCGGCAGCUCUGCACCGCCUACUCCCUGUCCCACUGCCAGGGGGUCAGCCAGUCCCAGCCGCCCCAGGACGGGCGAGUCCUCCAGGCCCUCUUCUUCAACAGCUCCACCCGCCUGCAGUUACGUGCCGCCUGCCAGUGGGAGGUGCUAGACUGGAGGAGGCUGAUCUGGGAGAGAGUACUGGCUGCCCAGCCCGCCCACAAAAAUGCAGAGUGUCUUCCAGCAUUCUCCCCGUCAUCAUCCGUUACCUCUGGAGGUCUCGACACCAGACCAGAUCCCCGUGGUCCUGCUGAGGCUGCCCUGGCCCCUGGUUGCUCCCAUCUCCUCCCAGCCCGGCCCACGGCCCUGCCCCUGUUCACCCAGUGCUGUACGGAUGUCCUCAAGGCUGGGAUCCUCCACCAGCUGACUGACCAGAACAACUGGAGGGCCUUCACCUUCGUACUGAGUCGCUCCACGCUGCAGGCCUUUCCCACCGAGGGCCGGGGGCCCGUGUCUGAGCCCGUCCUCCACUACCCGCUGGCCUCCUGCCUGGCCGUGCAGAGGGACGAGGCCGAGGGGGUGAGCGCUGGCAGCUUCCAAGGCGUCUUCCCCAGCGAGGUGCUCCGUCUGCGGGCUGAGAGCCAACUCAAGGCCCAGGACUGGGUGGAGGCCCUGCAGAUGGCCGUGGCAGCCCAGAGGCCCCAGGGUGACGAGGGACAGGGUUCCGGCCAGGCCCAGCCGGGUGCAGUGUCGACAGGGUUUCUGCUGAGGAGCAAGCCCUCCAGGGAGAGGAGGCAGAGGGACACCCAGAGGGCCAAGAGACAGUCAGUCACCACCAGCUUCCUCAGUAUCCUCACCUGCCUGGCUGUGGAGAAGGGCCUAACCACCCAGAGCUUCCGGUGUGCAGGGUGUCAGAAGCCAGUAGGGUUGUCGCGGGGCAAGGCCAAGGUGUGUUGCUACAGUGGCUGGUACUACUGCCAGAGCUGUCACCAAGACAACCUGUUCCUCAUCCCUGCCCGCCUGCUGCACAACUGGGACACCAACAGACACAAGGUGUCCAAGCAGGCCAAGGAGUUCCUGGAGUUUGUUUAUGAGGAGCCCCUGCUGGAUGUGCAGCAGUUGAACCCGUGUCUGUAUGAACACUGUGAGGGCCUGGCUGCAGUCCUACGCCUGAGACAGCAGCUCCAGUCCCUCAGAGCAUACCUGUUCAGCUGCCGCGCCGCUGUGGCCGAGGACCUCCGGAGAAGGAUCUUUCCCAGAGAUUACCUACUGCAACAUAUCCACCUGUACUCACUGGCUGACCUGCAACAGGUGAUAGAUGGGACGCUGGCCCCCUUCCUCUCAAAGGUGAUUCAGUUUGCCAGUUCCCACGUCUACAGCUGCAGACAGUGCAGAGAGAAGGGCUUCAUCUGUGAGAUGUGUCAGAACGGACAGGUCAUCUACCCCUUCCAGGAGAGUGCUACUAAGAGAUGUGAUGUCUGCGGAGCGGUGUUCCAUACAGAGUGUCGUCAGAAGGCCCAGCCAUGUCCACGCUGUGUCCGCAGGGAGCUCCACCACACGAGACCCUCGUCCUUCUGGAGCCCUAACGACGAUACACCAGGCUGCUUCACAAUGCCCUACCAGGACACCUGAUCACACACAGAGAGAGAAACAACGGACCCACUCCACAGAGCUGCUCUUACCAAAGUGUGUGUGUGUGUGUGUGUGUGUGUGUGUGUGUGUGUGUGUGUGAGAGAGAGAGAGUCGGCCAGGAUACACAGUAACAGAAGUGUCGAUGACUAAGCAAGGAUCAUGCUCCCUGACACACCUGCUUUUUGAUCUGACAUCACUCUCACCUGGGAGAGAUUGACACUAACGCAACACCCACUGGAGAGGAACUACUCUGCUUUCUGCAAGAGAAACACUAUUUUCACGCCACUUUAAACAGCUAUGACCGGAAGCAGGGGUUGGAACCAUUUGUUUUUUAAAUUUCAUUCCACUGUUCUGAUCUGCAAAAUAAAGUUCCAAAAAGUA